AUUAUUCUAAUAAAUAUAAGAAUUUGAUGGGAAAUCUAUAUAAUAAAAAUAUAAAUAGUGCUAUAGAAAAAGUUGGAAAAAGUUUGAAUAAACAUAUUAAUAAUGAAAGAUACGCAUAUAUAUUAGAAGAAAUAAAGGCGAAAUUAGAACCCAAGUUUCAUCGAAGUAUAUGUGGACUUCUAAAAAAAACGCUAAUCAUCAAUUUAUUUGGCUUCAAUAAAGAAGAAGCAGUAAUAUGCAUUGAUGUAAUUGUAACAAUAAUGGAGAUUAAAUAUGUAAAACGAUUAAUAAAAGAGGAAGAAGAGAAUAACGAGAAAAUAAAUCAAGCUACUCCAUCUUCUUCAAAAGAAACUACUAUAAAAGAAACUACUAUAUCUUCUUCAAAUAAUACAAAUCAGGCAGAGAAAGAUGAGAUCAAAUCCCAUAAAAAAUCAUAUACAGACAAGGAAACUGACUUGUCGGAUGACAUGUGUAAAUUUGUUGUUUCUCUUUUCUCUCCUAUAACGGAGGAAAAAAAGGACAUGAAUAAGGAAAAAUCUCCUCUUGCUCCUGGCAAAAUGAUGGAAAUGAUCCCUUUACAGUUGGAUGUUGCGAGUGAAGUCACUACUGGCGCGAAAUCAUCUUCGCCUGAGACAUUUAAAACUGAGACACCAUCAUCGCCUGAUGUAUCAAUGAUGGAGGAGAUGAGCAUCUCAAGUCCAGACGAGGAAUCUUCUUUGCUUGAAGUCGAGGGGGAGAAACAGGAAGACAUAAUUUGUCAACAAUAUCCCAUGAUUGCUGUAAAAGAUGCAUUGUUGAAAAUACAACGAAAAGUAAAAUACGGUAGACACGAACCAUUAAGUGAUUCUAUAAGGACAGAUGAUGCUUAUGGCAGAAUAUUGGCCGACCACGUAUAUUCCGAUUACGAUGUGCCAGCAUUUAGAUGUGCCACUAAACAUGGAUACGCAGUAUUGGCAAGUGAUGGUGAAGGCAGAAGAGUAGUACUGAGCGAAACUACAUCCGAUCCAAUAUCUCUCAUUCCUGGGACAUGCAUGUAUGUGAAGAGCGGAGCGCGUGUACCUAACGGAGCAACAGCGGUUGUGCCAAUUAAGGAUGUAAAACGAAUAAUAGUAUAUGAUCACGAGAAUGAUUUAAUUAUGAUAAAGAUUAAACCAGAAUUCGGGCAGAAUAUUAAAGAUAUCGGUAACGAUAUACAGAAAGGGAAAGUAAUUAUAUACCCAUUCACACGUAUCGGUCCAGCGGAAUUAGGACUUUUGGCGGCUACGGGUCGUAGAGAAGUUCGAGUCGUUAAACCUGUAUCCAUAGGUAUAUUGUCAAUUGGAGAUUUAUUAGAGGAACCUGGAGAGCCUUUAAGACCGGGAUAUGUUUAUGAUAGCAACAGAAUAAGCCUAAUCGCGCUAUUAAAAGAUCAAGGUUUUAAUUCGAUAGUGGAUUUCGGAAUUGUGACGGAUGAUAUACUACCUAUAAAGAUGAAAAUCAAAGACGCUUUAAAGCAAGUGGUCGUACUCGUGACAAUAGGCUGCUCGAACGAUAAUGAUUUAUUGAAGCCCAUUUUAAAGAAUGACUUUGACGCCACUAUACAUUUUGGAAAUGUAUUUCUGAAACCGGGAAAGUCGACAACGUUCGCAACAUGCAAGUUUGAGGACAAACUGAAGUAUCUUGUAUGUCUUCCUAAAAAUCCAGUGUCUACUUCCGUUUCCGCGCAUCUAUUCCUUUUACCUAUCUUGAAGAAGUUGCACCGCAUCGGGACCCCUUGCCAAAUUCCAGCUCGCAUACAUGAUCGGUAUGUCUUGCAUUCGCGUCCUAGAGCGGUAUGGGCGACUUUAAAAUGGAAUGAGGAGGAUAAUUUCGCGACGGCUUUUAGCAGAAAAAAUCUCGACAGUGAUAAGUCAUUGAGCAGUCAAGCCGCUAAUGCGCUCUUACUGUUGCCGCCACAAACAGAGGAUCAGAAGGUGAUGUGUGAGUCAUUUGUAUCUGCGUAUCCAAUCAAAUAGUUAACAGACGCUUCUAAUGGAUUAUCAUCAAUAGCAUUUUAUGACGAAACAAUGGCGUACAUUUAGGUAUAUUCGAUUACGUAUAUACUAUAUGUAUAUAUGUUUAUAAUUAAAGUGUUCGGUAAUAACCAUCGAAAAUAGCUAAAUAGUACAAAACUUUUCUAUUCAAUUUAACACGGUCCACCUGUACACGAGAGGUGAUACGAUUAUUAUUGGACACAUCUUGUAUAUAUUAAUAUU
Molecule: messenger RNA, 2234 nt
Organism: Camponotus floridanus (Florida carpenter ant)
Lineage: Eukaryota; Metazoa; Arthropoda; Insecta; Hymenoptera; Formicidae
Product: gephyrin
Exons: 15
Coding region: 27-1994 (655 amino acids)
Biological process (GO): establishment of synaptic specificity at neuromuscular junction; glycine receptor clustering; Mo-molybdopterin cofactor biosynthetic process
Cellular component (GO): dendrite; cytosol; postsynaptic specialization
Molecular function (GO): molybdopterin molybdotransferase activity
Source: RefSeq, a predicted model, not a curated record